AUGCAAAUGAUAUACCCCGAGGAAAGGGAGUAUACCAAUGCCAUGAAGAAGAAGAAGAAGAAGAAGAAGAAGAAGAAGAAAAAGAAGAGAAGAAACGAAAGGAACGCAAGAAAUGCAAAUGCAACGCGAGGGAAAUGCACCGUCAACAUCAACGUCAACAUCAUCAUCACAUCAGCUUAA
Molecule: messenger RNA, 180 nt
Organism: Penicillium antarcticum
Lineage: Eukaryota; Fungi; Ascomycota; Eurotiomycetes; Eurotiales; Aspergillaceae
Exons: 1
Coding region: 1-180 (59 amino acids)
Source: RefSeq, a predicted model, not a curated record